UGAUUAUUACUACAACAGCUGAAAGUGAGUGUCUGUGGUGCAGCCAGCGUCACUGGAGCGAAACUGGAGUGUUUAAUAAGCACAUAAUGUGAUGUGGGAUUUCCAUUGAAGGGGAGGGAAAAAGCUGUGCGACACUGACUCUCCUCAUUCGCUUUCGGAGUCUCCCUUCACACCACAGCAUCUACACGGGGAUCAACUUCAAAACACACCACUAACCCGGAGGAGGGAGCAGAAUGCUGUGGAUCCUGACUGCUAACAGAUACUAAACCAGGGGAGGGAUUUGAGCAGCUUUGUCUGAGCUGCGACUGGUCCAGUUCCUGUCCAUCCAGUGAGUCCAGUGGCUGUCAGCCCAGUGAGCUGUUUGAGCUGUCUCAUAGCUGAGGAUUGCAUCAUUAUGGAACAAUAGAAGCGAGGAUCAAAACUCUCCCUCCUCCUCCUCCUCUUCCUCCAUCUCCUCCCCCCUUUCUUUUUCCUCUCAGCCUGACCCUCCCCCUAGCAAACACACGGUCACCCACAGACACAUGCAGACCUCUGACCACUCCUCCCACGCUGGUCAUGGUCCACUCCCCCUGUCCCUCCAGUGUGUCAGACGGUGGGUUCUCUGUGUAUAAUCCUGUGUAAAGUAUAGGCCCUAUACGGCUGCAUAUGCUCCCUUUUGUCAUGGCGGCUGUUGUUGUUGCGGAGGCCUCUCUCAGGAGAGACCAUGAGGGAGAACAGAAGGCAGCAUAGAAGUCACAAAGGGAGGAAGGGAGAGCGAGAGACCCUGACGCUGCCAUUUAUUUGACCGGAGGAGAAUGAGCUUCACAGGGCAGCACAUGGAAUUCAGUUGGGGGUGAGACCACAUGAUGUGGGACUGGCAUUGCCACCCCUGUUUAACCUUAUAUUGGAUCCGCCAUCAACUUUGGAGAUAUUUGCCACAUGGUGAUCUGCAACAAGUAAUGAAGUAAUAUAGAGGAAAGCAAACAGACUUUGAUUUUUUUGUUGUUUUUUUUUUGGAUGAGACUUUUUUCUUCCUCUCCUUGGUGUUUUGUUUUCAAUAUCAGCCUACCAAAAGUGCCUUUUUGUGUUACUUUUGCCAUUUUUGAUACACAUCUUGCUUCGUAUACUUCAUAUUGCCACAGAUUAUCAGAUGUAACCACACGUAAUAGCAUCACAUUCAGCGUUUGUUGCCAUAUUUUUGACAAGUUACAAAGAACAUUCGACACUGGGAGUUAACAGCCACUACUGCAGCCUCGUUUGAAUACAGAGUUGACAAUCAUCACCUUCCAGAUUUCUCUCUAUCUUUGGGGAAAGCCUCCUUACUAAACCCGGCAUUAGAAACACAGAGUCAGAUUUCUCCACACCAGCCAGACUGUCUGCACUGCCUCCUCCUUUUGCUUUGACGACCCAGAGCCAUCGCCAUGGUCGGUAUCCACUCCAAAUGGCGCUACUUUUUCAUGUUCCUGGGCAUCCAGCUGGUGGUCAUGGCACUGCUGUCCCGAGAGGGAUACCAGAAGAGAGUCAGCUACUUCAUCCGAAUCUUCCGCAAACCAGACGCUACCGGUCUGUCAGGCCGCAACCACACCACAGCUGGCAUCCCUGGAAGCGAUGUUUAUGCCAACCUCUCCCACCUGUCCAAAGCUCAUAGCCAUGGAAAUGACAUGCCCUACUGCCCGAAGACAUCCCCUCUCAUAGGUGGGCCGAUCCACGUCAGCUUCCCGUCAGGACUCACUCUGGGAGAGAUUCAGAGGAAAAAUCCCCUGGUGGUGCGCGGAGGUCGCUACAGGCCGCCCAACUGCGAGGCCAAACACCGAACAGCCAUCAUCAUCCCCCACAGAAGCAGAGAACACCACCUCAAGUUCCUCCUCUACUACCUACAUCCUUUUCUGCAGCGACAGCAGCUGCAGUAUGGGAUUUACGUCAUUCACCAGGCUGGAAACUACACUUUUAACAGAGCCAAGCUGAUGAAUGUUGGUUUUCGAGAAGCCAUGAAGGAGGAAGACUGGGACUGUCUCUUCUUCCACGACGUGGACCUCAUUCCUGAGGACGAUCGCAACACCUACGUCUGUGACUCGAACCCCAAGCAUGCAGCCAUCGCCAUGGACAAGUUUGGUUACAAGCUUCCAUACAAAAUGUAUUUUGGAGGAGUGUCAGCUCUGACGCCACUGCACUACCUCAAAAUGAACGGUUUUCCCAACAACUACUGGGGCUGGGGCGGAGAAGACGACGACAUCGGAGUCAGAGUGUCUCUUGCGGGGAUGUACAUCACUCGCCCGUCGCUGAAGGUCGGCCGUUACAAGAUGAUUAAACACAAGCUGGACAAAGGCAACGAUGUGAACCCAAAGAGGUUCAACAUGCUGGCAAAGACUCGCACCACCUGGAAGAUGGACGGGAUGAACACAGCUGAAUACGAGACAAUCUCACGGCAAUACCUGCCUCUCUACACCAACAUCACUGUCAACAUCGGCACGGAGGCCGGCCUGCACCGCCCUCCCCCGACGCAUCCUCCACCUGCCAAGGCUGAAGGCAAACCUGAGGUCAAAGUACCUGCUGAAGUCAAGACGAAAAACCCAACCAAACUCAAAGAGGGCCCCCUUAAAGAAAUAACCCGCCCUGAGUGAAUCACGCUCCAGUUUUUGUGGGUGGAUGGUAUUUCUCAGUGGCCUGUCGUUUUCUUUCUUUCUUCUUUUGGUUCGUUUUCGGCUUUUCUGACAGUUUUUCUGGGGGAAUCGACAUUGUGCUGAGUGCAGACGUUUGUGCACUCAUUCGAUUGAUUAAAUCAAAAAAAAGGAAUAAAAACAAAAGACUUGAAUCCUUUGACCCUUAGGUGACGGCUCUCCACCUCAGUUCCUGUUACAUCACUUCUUUUUCUUCCGGGGAGCCACAGUGAAGAGUGAAGGGUAAAAGUUGGACUCUAUGAGUUUAUAUAUCUACAGCGCCGUGGUCGCUGCUUAAACCUUGUGAUGCCUUAGAAUCUUGUCUUUUUUGUUUGUUUGUCUCUUCACUCGUACUUUACGUCGUUGAUUUUGAUGGGGUGGUAUCUGCAGUUUCCAGCGGUCACACUGUGCCACAAUGUAGUUCUUUUUUUCUUUUUCUGAGCGCCAAUGAAUCCACGAGUGAAGGAGGAUUUUUUUUGUUUCCGGAGUGUGUGAAGCUGCUACAAAGAGUGAAGGAAUUUGACAGAUUUGUGUAUAACUGUUGAUAUUAUCACUGCUUCUAAUAAUAGAGCACAUAUCCUAUCUGUCUGAAAAAACCUGGGGUCCUGUUUUAAAAGGCUUCCGACACAGAGAUGCUGAUAUAUAUAUAUAUCUGUUUAGUGUAAAAAAAAAGAUAGACUAAACUUCCUGUUUAUGAAGCUAAACAUACGUUGGCCUCUUGUCCUGUCGAGUAUGAAUGAGGACAGGGUGAAACAUUUCAGUCCUGAGGCCGAGGUACAGCUCCUGUGUGUAGCAUUCAGCUCUCAGCGUAUCACAUGUCUCCAACGUUUGAUUUGAAUUUCUUCUUUGAGUGCUUUUGCCUUUAUCAAACAGAGCAGGUCUUGGUGACACUGGUCAGCCCUCUGCCUUCACAUGAGCUUAGGAUUCACAUCAAAAUGGAGUCUUGUCUUGCUAACUAUUUUUUUAAUAGAAUAUAUUGAGUGCAACGUGCUAUAUAUAUAUAUAUAUAUUUCCUAUGUAAAUCUGUCCAUCAAGAGUGCUGGCUUGCUCCCUCAACAUCAUAUAUGCAGUUAAUCCUCAUAACAGCCUUUCUGUUGUAUUUUUCACAUCUCUUUUCCUCAACCAGGGGAGAGAACAUGACGAAGCAUUUUGUUCUGCACAAAAGAGGAGUAACUUCUACAUCAGGUCAGUCCAGGACCAGGAGCAGUUUAAAAACAGCUGCUUCACGUAGCUAAAUGUAUCCAUGUUGACAAACCGGUUUGGUCGGAAGCUUGGGUCAAAAGCACAACAGGACAAAUUGGGGGGGUUAUUUGCUGGUUGUCAUCACGAGGGGACUUUACAUCCUUAACUUCAGCGCAGUAAAAGACAACAUUUUCCCUCCUUUUAAGAACGUUUUGAGAUCUCUCUGAUAGAGCUUCAACUGUUUAAAUCAUUUUCAAUAAUUCCUGGUUCCAGCUUCUUAACAAUCAAGGUUUUUCUGCUUUUUUUUGAGUCAGUUAUUGAAGUAAAUAAGGAUUCUUUGGGUUCCUUAAAGAUGUUACUUUGCACUCUUGGAAAUCACUAAGGAUAGUUUAUUCCCAAAUUCUUGAUUCAUCAAUACGUCUGACAAAGUCGCCACUUUAGUGCUUAUUGAAAACACUCAAAACUGAUGACAGAUGUUGUGGGAUAUUCUUCCAUGAUCAGGAGGAGUGUUUCAGAUAAUUUAGCAAACAUUAAGUCAGCUCAGUCUGUUUUCAUCCUUCAUAGAAACAUAUCAUCAUUCAGAGUAAUCCCCUUCGACCCAGUUUCUCCGUGGUGUUUCUGUGAACAAUCCGGUUCUGCUGUGUUCUUUCUCCACUACUGCCCGCAUACUGCAUGUCAGCCCUCCUCCCUUGCUCUUAGCGUCUCUGCUCGCUGACAGAUUUGAUUGUUUACGCAGGAAGAGAAAAACUAGUCCCUUUACCCUGUGAGUGUACCGACAGGUGAACAGACUGAAACCAAAGACGACUGCACAGACAGCUGUGAUGAUGAUGAUGAUGAUGAUGAUGAUGGAUAAGUAAUGUAUGCGAGUGUGUGUGAACUGUGUGCCCCAUUGUCAUUAUAUUUCUGUAUCUUCAUGGUCCUGGUGUUUGUUCCCUCUAUCAGAAUCUGUAGCUUCUCUGAAACCAUCGUGUAUUCACAGCACAGUUUUUAGUAAAGGGACAAGAAUGUUUUUUUUUUUUUAAAGUCUACUACCACUUAUUUUUAUUUCAGUGUCUCAUUUUCUCCUGAAAAGGACGAGUGGAGCUCAGAGAGCGACUGCCUGUGAUUUUUAUUUUUUUUAAAUGACUUAUAUAUACUGUAUCAUCAUUUUGAUGUAAAUCCAUAUUCAAAUCCUAUGGCCUUAGAGACACACAAUACUAGUAUUUACCUGAUAAAACCUUCAUAUCAGACUUAGUAUGCAUGGCAAAGAACCUAUUAGUAAGGGAAUGUAAUGAGCACAACCUGGAGAUUAUACAUAUCAAAGCUCGCCCAGGAAACAUGAAGCAUGCUGCAGUGUUUGCGUUGUGAACUGGAAACUGUUGUUGUGACUUGUCAUCGUAGUUUCAUUCUGCUGUGUGGAGUUGAAGCAGAAGAGUUGCAUUUUUUUAAUCAAAAUGUACGAAGGAAGCUUAUAUGCCAACGUCACAAUGUCCAGUCUCCGUCAUUUACAGUGUCACUCACUAUUUUAUGUUCACUUUGACUCCAUUCUGAUGUUGAAAAGCUCCGCAGCAAUAGGAAGCAGCCCCCACAGGGUAGAACUGAAGCAACCAGGGGGCGAUGUGACUUAGUGAGUAAUGUCUGCUCUCUUUAUGAAUUCUGCACAGUCCAGAGUGGCCUUAAAUUCAUUAUUAAUAAACUGAUUAUCUGAAACAAG
This is a messenger RNA of Notolabrus celidotus (New Zealand spotty), 5511 nucleotides long. Its product is annotated as beta-1,4-galactosyltransferase 3. Bases 1401 to 2600 code for a protein of 399 amino acids. The transcript has 7 exons. Gene Ontology annotation, biological process: carbohydrate metabolic process. Gene Ontology annotation, molecular function: glycosyltransferase activity. NCBI's taxonomy places the organism in Eukaryota, Metazoa, Chordata, Actinopteri, Labriformes, Labridae. The record is from RefSeq and is a predicted model, not a curated record.